UUUGCCACUUUCCUUCUUUCUUUGUUGAAUCGUCAAACCGAAUUAUUCGGCUUGAGUUGAUAGCAGCAUGGUGAACGGACGUAUCCCUUCGGUCUUUUCGAAGACCUAUGUCACUCCUCGCCGUCCUUAUGAAAAGGCCCGCUUGGACCAGGAAUUGAAGAUCAUUGGUGAAUAUGGUCUCCGCAACAAGCGUGAGGUCUGGCGUGUCAAGUAUGCCUUGGCUAAAAUCCGUAAGGCUGCUCGUGAAUUGUUGACUUUGGAAGAGAAAGACGAAAAGAGAUUGUUCCAAGGUAACGCUUUGUUGCGUCGUUUGGUUCGUAUCGGUGUGUUGGAUGAAUCCCGCAUGAAGCUCGAUUACGUUUUGGGCUUGAAAAUCGAAGAUUUCUUGGAACGUCGUCUCCAAACCCAAGUCUUCAAAUUGGGAUUGGCCAAAUCUAUCCAUCAUGCCCGUGUCUUGAUCCGUCAACGUCACAUUCGCGUCCGCAAACAGGUGGUCAACAUUCCCUCAUUUGUGGUCCGUUUGGAUUCCCAAAAACACAUUGACUUCUCCUUGAAGUCGCCCUUCGGUGGCGGCCGCCCUGGCCGCGUGAAGAGGAAGAACAUGAAGAAGAACCAAGGUGGUUCUGGUGGUGCCGAAGAAGAAGAAGAUUAAACUACUGGAAAUGUAAAAUCAUCUUCAACUUUUUGCUUAAGGACCUAAAACAAAGUUUAUUUGUUUGCUUGUUUUUUUACGUGAUGAUUAGAAAAAGCAAAUAAAUAAUAUUUUAAAUUGUAAAA
Molecule: messenger RNA, 777 nt
Organism: Musca vetustissima
Lineage: Eukaryota; Metazoa; Arthropoda; Insecta; Diptera; Muscidae
Product: small ribosomal subunit protein uS4
Exons: 4
Coding region: 68-652 (194 amino acids)
Biological process (GO): translation; positive regulation of translational fidelity
Cellular component (GO): cytosolic small ribosomal subunit
Molecular function (GO): structural constituent of ribosome; rRNA binding
Source: RefSeq, a predicted model, not a curated record